UUUUUGGAAGACUGCGUUGGCCUUCGUGUUUUCAGGUUCUCUAGAUUCAGAUACAACCUUCGAAGCUCAGGAUCUAAAAGCUCGCCUAAUAUUGAGUUUAAUCUUAUAUGUUUUUCUCAAAUUUUUGAAUAGUUUCUUCAUUUCUGAAUUGGGAAGCUCGAUUUUCUCCCUUUUUUUUUUUUCUGUUUUUUUGUGAAAGAUUUCAUGAAGAAUGAUUUAGCGUGGAUUGUGAUUGAAGGAUCUUCGAUUCCCUCAUGGGUGGUGAAUCCGUCAUAAGUUUUUGGAAAUUGGAGUUUGUGGGUUUGUCUGAAGGGAGACAAAUCAUGUUAUGAACUAAAGAGGAAUUUGCCAUUGGGAAGAGCAGAGAAAGAUGGCGUGCAGAGGGUUCUGGGAGUGCUUAUUGAAGCUUCUGAACUUUUUGUUGACGCUUGCUGGGUUGGCCAUGGUGGGUUAUGGGAUUUACCUACUGAUUGAAUGGAAGAAAACUUCGAAUGAAUCGGGUUUAUUGUCGAACAGAGACUCUCAGGAACUUGUACAGCUCGGUCGUCCUCUGCUAAUGGCUGUCUCUCUAUCGACUAGUAUCCUUGAUAAAUUACCUAAAGCCUGGUUUAUAUACUUAUUCAUUGCUGUUGGAGUUAUUCUCUUCGUCAUAUCUUGUUUUGGUUGCAUUGGAGCAGUAACCAGGAACGGGUGCUGUCUGUCUUGUUAUUCUGUGUUGGUGAUCUUGUUGAUCUUAGCAGAGCUGGGGUGUGCUGCUUUUAUCUUUUUUGACAAGAGCUGGAAAGAUGCACUACCAACUGACAAAACUGGAGAUUUCGAUUCAAUCUAUAAUUUCCUUAAAGAGAACUGGAAAAUUGCAAAAUGGGUUGCUCUCGGAGCUGUUGUAUUGGAGGCUCUGGUGUUCUUGUUAGCUCUAAUCGUAAGGGCAGCAAACAGGCCGGAAGACUAUGAUAGUGAUGAUGAAUACAUUGGCCCUAGGUCUGGAGUCCGGCAACCAUUGAUAAACAGGCAAGGGGUUCCAACAACAGGAGUGCCUGUAGGUCCCACCCUUGAUUCUCGUUCAAAUAGGAAUGACGCCUGGAGCACACGGAUGAGGGAAAAGUAUGGACUUGAUACAUUGGAGUUCACAUACAACCCGAAUGAGUCAAAUAGGUAUCAACAAACUGCAGCUCCGCCAGCAGAGGAAAAGAGUCGGUGCACUAUAAUGUAAUUUAGUCAUUCUGGAGAUCCUAGAAUUCUAGGAAGCUGGUUCUAUGAAAAAAAGAUUUUACUGGACAAUGAUGUAUGGAACUUGAAUUUGUCAACUUGUGACAUUUUUCCUUUUUUUCUGGCUUGUGUUGUAUAAAACAGUUUUUAGGAUCUGUGUUUUGUCCUAUGAGAUCUUUCAGAUAAAAAUUUAUCAUUAGCUCUA
This is a messenger RNA of Macadamia integrifolia, 1411 nucleotides long. Its product is annotated as tobamovirus multiplication protein 2A-like. The record is from RefSeq and is a predicted model, not a curated record. The coding region runs from base 371 to 1210 and encodes 279 amino acids. The transcript is spliced from 7 exons. Lineage: Eukaryota; Viridiplantae; Streptophyta; Magnoliopsida; Proteales; Proteaceae. Gene Ontology annotation, cellular component: membrane.